Molecule: messenger RNA, 548 nt
Organism: Penaeus vannamei (Pacific white shrimp)
Lineage: Eukaryota; Metazoa; Arthropoda; Malacostraca; Decapoda; Penaeidae
Source: RefSeq, a predicted model, not a curated record
AUCGAACGCGGGGAGUUCCAGUUAUCACUGCGCAACAUCGAAAGUUAUUUAAAAAUUCCUCCAUUAAUAACUUAAGGAUUUUGGGAAUUGUGUGAACGGGCGAGGAGAGCAGGGGGGAAGAAAAGCGUCCCCCGGAGCAGACAGAGGAGCCAGGAACCCCCAGGGACGAGAAAAUAAGGCGAGCGCCAGGGACGAGGAGGCGAGACAAGCCAAAGCCGUAACUUCCUUUAGUCUUUAUGAUUCAUCGGAGGAGAAGAUCAUAACAACGCUUAUUUGGGCUUUUUAUUAGUGGGGGGGAUUCCAAAGCGCACCAUGGCCAGAGAGUACGACCACCUCUUCAAACUGCUCAUCAUAGGAGACUCAGGGGUAGGGAAGAGCUCUCUACUGCUCCGGUUCGCAGACAACACAUUCACAGGCAACUACAUCACAACAAUUGGUGUUGACUUCAAGAUCCGCACGCUAGAAGUGGCUGGGGAGAGAGUCAAAUUGCAGAUAUGGGACACAGCCGGACAAGAGCGGUUUAGAACAAUCACAUCAACGUAAGUCUU